AGUAUGAACAUUUUUUCUAACAAUUGGAUAUCUAAGUAUCGAAGUUGUUAUACGAAACAUUUUUUAAAUAAUUUUAUAAAUUUUUUAUCUUAUCAAAAUUGGAGAUCUAAUUUUUUUUUUUAUCAUUAAUUAUUGACACACUGCAGAUAUCAUGAAUAUUUAAAGUGUCGUUCAGACACACACAGGUCUUUUUCUUCGUUUGGAAAAAGACAAACAGUAUUAUUUAAACAAUCAAGAUAAUUAAAUUUAGCAGAGUGACCUUGACACUCAAUUAAAAAUGGAAUUUUUGUUUCAAUUUAAUUAUAAUUUUAAUUGUAUCACAAAAUAUUGACUUGUAUCUUUAACAACCAAAAUAAAAGAUCAACCAAGUGUUUCAACAAUGAAAAAUUCUAAUUAAAAGUUUACUUAUAAUUUAAAAUAAAAAUCGAAAAAAAUGUAUGAAGCAAGAAGAAAAGUAUUAUGGUUUGCAAUAAUAUCAAGAUUAUCAAUAAUCUUUAUGCAAAUGAUAUUCAAUAGUCUUUGUCCUGAUCAUGAAUCAGAUGGUUUUAUAACACCAAAAGAUCCAACUAUAAAUUCUUCAUUUGCUGAUAACAUGAUAAAUUAUUCACUGAGUGGUCUAGCAAGAUGGGAUUCAAAUUACUUUCUUCAUAUUGCAAAAUACGGUUACACAUACGAAAAUACAUUGGCAUUUUUUCCACUGUAUCCAAUGUCAAUAAGAUUUUUAUCAAAAAUAAUACGUAAAUUAUUUUUUUUCAUAAAUGAAGACAGUGUAUUUUUAUUAUCUGGUGUGACAAUUAGCUUCAUAUGUUUUGUUAAAUCAUCAAUAAUACUUUAUGAUUUAACACGUUAUAUAUUUAAAGAUAAAAAUAUUGCAUAUAAAUCAGCAAUACUAUAUUGCAUAAGUCCAGCAAAUAUAUUUUUAACAUCUGUUUAUUCAGAAUCAAUGUUUGCAUAUUUUACAUUUUCGGGUAUGUUAGCAUCAAUGAAAAAUGAUCCAUUUGUUAGUUUACCAAUUGGUCUAUCAAGUAUCAUAAGAUCAAAUGGUUUAAUCAACAUUGGCUAUCCAAUAUACAUAUUCAUUCAAGAAUUUAUAUUCUUCAAAAUUCCAAAUAUCAUUUAUGAAAUUAAAAGCCAUUCAAUCAAAUCAUCAAUUCCUAGUAUUAUCAAUAUUAUUGGCUGUUUAUUAAAUAUACUAUGCACAAUAUUAUUAUCAUUUGCACCAUUUUGUUUAUUACAAACUUAUAAUUAUGUACAAUUUUGUACGGAAAAAACAAAUUCAACAAUAAUACCAAAACAUGUUAUUGAAUAUGGUAUUAAUAAUGAUUUAAUAUUAUCCGGUAGUAAAUUAUCACCAUGGUGUACAUCAACAAUACCAAUAGCAUAUACAUAUGUACAAAAAAAAUAUUGGAAUGUUGGGCUAUUUAAUUAUUAUGAAAUUAAACAAUUACCAAAUUUUUUUUUAGCAAUACCAAUAAUAUAUAUCAUGUUAAAAUGCACAUUUGAUUAUUGUUUAGAAAAUAAAAAAAAUUUAUUUAUGCUUAAAUUUUAUCAUCAUAAUAUCAAUAAUAUCAAUAGCAAUAAUCGUAGAAAUACAAGAUUUAAAAAAUACACAAAUGACAUGUUACCAUUUGUGAUACAUGGUUUAUUUUUAACAAUAUUUUGUAUAUUAUUUGUUCAUAUACAAGUUAGUACUAGGCUAUUAUCAUCAGCAUCACCAAUAUUAUAUUGGUACUGUGCAAUAUCAAUGUCAAAAAAAUUUACUGAUGAUUAUGAUGAACGACAAAAUAUACAUUCAAAAUGGAAAGUUUUUUUUAUGACACAAAAACGUUAUACUAAAUCAGAUAAAUUAAUAUUAAUUUAUUUUAUUGGCUAUACAAUAUUUGGUACAUUUAUGUUUUCAAAUUUUUUACCCUGGACUUGAUGGAUUUUUUUUUUUUUUUCUUCAAUAGUUUAUGUACAAAUAAAUGAUAAAUAAUAAAAAUUUUAUUGUUUAUAUUAAUGAUUAUUUUGUUGAAUGUAAUUUUUUGUGUUUUAAUAUUUCAAUUGGUGUUAAAUACAUAAUUUUUUUACAAUCAAUACAAUUAUAU
This is a messenger RNA of Aphidius gifuensis, 2087 nucleotides long. RefSeq names its product GPI mannosyltransferase 2 (gene PIG-V). The transcript has 3 exons. Gene Ontology annotation, cellular component: mannosyltransferase complex; endoplasmic reticulum membrane. The record is from RefSeq and is a predicted model, not a curated record. The coding region runs from base 434 to 1921 and encodes 495 amino acids. Gene Ontology annotation, molecular function: GPI mannosyltransferase activity; alpha-1,6-mannosyltransferase activity. NCBI's taxonomy places the organism in Eukaryota, Metazoa, Arthropoda, Insecta, Hymenoptera, Braconidae. Gene Ontology annotation, biological process: GPI anchor biosynthetic process.